AUGAAAUUAUUGCGGUGCAUUGACCUUUGUAAUUGUAAAAGAAUGGUGAAGCUUCCUGGUGGCAUUGGAAAGUUACGGCAGCUGAGGUAUCUAAGCCUUCUUAACUCCGGUAUAAAUAAUAUACCCAGGGGUUUCAGUGGCCUAACUAAUUUAAGGGUAUUGAAGGGGUUUCCUGCCCACGUGGAGGGUGAUUGGUGUAGUUUGGAAGAAUUAGGACCUCUUAACCGGCUCACGAGUCUUGAUAUUCGUGGCCUGGAGAAUGUAUCUUAUUCCACAUUUGCUAUAAAGGUUAAGCUUGGUGAAAAGGUGCACCUCAUUUAUCUGUGCUUACAGUGCACUAGUGGACGUGGAGGUUCUCACCGAUUGAUAAAAGAGGAAGAGCAGCAACAAAUCGAGAAGGUGUUUGACGAGAUCUGCCCUCCACCUUGCUUAGAAAAUCCAAGGAUAAAAGAGUGCCCAGAGUUAAAGGUACUAGAGGGUUUGCCUGCACUUCAGAGACUCGAUCUGGAGGAUUACGACAUGAAAACACUCCCCAGAUACCUGAAGGACGCAAACCCAAGGCUUUUUGAUCUAGACUGCAACGCCUCGCUGCUCGCUUCCAUAGCAAAAGGGGAAUCUAGCUCUGAGUGGAACAAGUUCAGUCAUAUCAAGCAGGUCAAUGCACAUGCAGAUGAUAAGGAAAACAACAUUGAAAGGAAGUGGUACGUGAAGUACACGAGAGAUCCUUUGAGCUUGAAGACAAACAUCAGCCCCUCUACUAACGCUUCAUCUGGGGAUGAAACAGAGGAAGUGUUGUUGGACGAAGUGGAGGAAACUUCGAAGGAUGAAAUCCAAGAAGAACGUGUCGUCUGA
Miscanthus lutarioriparius is the source of this 852-nucleotide messenger RNA. The record is from the annotation of a GenBank genome assembly. Lineage: Eukaryota; Viridiplantae; Streptophyta; Magnoliopsida; Poales; Poaceae.